CCACGGUUGCCGGUGGCUUUUUUCCGCGCUCGGGGUGCGGGGGAAGAACUUCUGCCUCGGCCGCCUCAGAAGAAGCCCGGCUGCUGCUGUCGAGCGCCUGACGGGAGGCAGCGCAGGGUUUGAAUGUCGGAAGGAGGACUUGCGGAGCAUCACAAGUUAGCUGAGUGUCCAUGGCCUCUGAAGACCUUGCUGGCCACUUACUGAACCAAUACACCCGCCAGAAUUCUUACAGUGCUAUUUCUCUGGACUUUGAGCCUGAUGUAGACUAUCAGUUCGUAGAAAACCUAGAGGAAAGAUAUAAAUGUGGCCACUGCCAUCUAGUCCUUCAUAAUCCUCACCAGACAGGAUGUGGGCACAGAUUUUGCCAGCACUGCAUUAUCUCUUUGAAAGAAUUGAACACAGUACCCACUUGUCCUGUAGAUAAAGAAAUAAUAAAGCUUGAGGAGGUCUUCAAAGACAAUUGCUGUAAAAGAGAAGUUCUCAAUUUGCAAGUAUUUUGCAGAAAUUCUCCAGCCUGUGAUGCAAAAACAUCUCUGGGUCGAUAUCAAGAUCACCUACAACAGUGUUUGUUUGAAAGUAUACAGUGUAUUAAUGAGGGGUGCUGUGAAAACGUUCUUCAAAAGGACUUGAAAGAACACCUAGACUUGCAGUGCAACUAUCGAAAGAAACUGUGUCAAUAUUGUAAUCAGCCUAUAAUUUUAAUUAAUUUAAAGGUCCAUGAGAAAACUGAUUGUCCUUAUUAUCCCUUAAUUUGUCCUCAUGGCUGCAAACAGAUAAUUCUGACAAAAGAGGUAGAAAGUCAUGUUUCAGUAUGUCCUGAGAUGGAAAUCGAUUGCCCAUAUAAACUGUAUGGCUGUCCAACAAAGAUUAAAAGAGGAAAACUUUCAGAACAUGAGAAUAUUUCUUUGAGAGAACAUAUGCUAUGGAUCCUGGACAAGAAUUCAAAGCUGGAAGAUCAGAUCUCUGACCUUUAUAAAAACCUUGAAUAUAAAGAGUUGAAAAUCCAGCAACUAGCUGACACAGUUAAAAAGUGUGAAAAAGAAUUCAGGCAGUUCACACAGCUGUAUGGUAAAAAUAGUAACUUGCUGGCAAGCACUCAGACUCUGGCUAUUCAUGUUGAUAAAUCUGCCUGCCUGGAAACACAAGUGAAACAGCUGGUACAAAUGUCAAACCAACAGCAAAGUAAAUUUGAUCUGAGAUCACUAUUGGAGACAAUUGAAAACAUAAAGCAAAAAGUUGCUUUUUUGGAGUCAUUUGAACAACGUUUAGUUUUUCUGGAAGACUUGUCCAACCAACAUGAUGUCCAUCUUGGUAUGCACAGAGCACAACUUAACAAAAAUGAAGAACGGUUUAAGCUUUUGGAAGGGACAAGCUAUAAUGGAAAACUGAUUUGGAAAAUUGUAGACUACAAAAUAAAGAAAAAAGAGGCUAUGGAAGGCCACACUGUCUCUAUAUUCAGUCAACCUUUUUACACCAGUCGCUGUGGGUACAGAUUAUGUGCCAGAGCGUAUCUCAAUGGUGAUGGUUCAGGAAAGGGAACACACGUUUCCCUGUACUUCGUAGUGAUGAGAGGGGAGUUUGACUCACUGUUACUGUGGCCUUUCAAGCAAAAGGUUACACUUAUGCUUUUGGACCAAAGUGGGAAGAAAAAUCACAUUGUUGAAACCUUUAAGGCUAUCCCCAACAGCAAUAGCUUCAAAAGGCCAGAAGGAGAGAUGAACAUUGCCUCUGGGUGCCCUCGGUUUGUGGCACACACUGUGCUGGAAAAUGCAAGAAAUGCUUACAUCAAAGAUGACACUUUCUUCCUAAAAGUAGUGGUGGAUUUGACUGACCUUGAGGAAUUAUGAUAUGUACAUCAAAAGAAUCACUUGAAAAUUCAAGUGUAGUUUGGUGUUCACUGGAUUCUUUCAGUCAUCAGAGAAAAGGUACUCUCAGUCUACUGACCAAUUUUUACGUUUUGAUAGCUUAAUGACUACUUUCUGUACUUUUUCAAAAUUGCAUUAACUAGUUAAGUAUAAUGAGAUGGAUUUUAAGCAUGUAGCAAAUCUAAGUACUAUGAGAAGGUUUUAACAUGUUUGAAAAUUCUUAACUGGUUCACUGUCUCAGGAGUGUGUGUAAGAUUGCAACUGGAAUGAAAUACUAUUGCAGAAUAGAACAGAAUUGCAGAAUAUAACAAAACAUAAGGUCUCAAAAUCUUUUGAAUACAAAGAUACAAGAAAGAUUGUAGAAUACAAAGAUGGUAGGAAAAUCACUAGAAAAUGAUUCUGGAGUAAUUAGUUUCUUGAAAGUGAUAGUAUUGUGACUCUGUAAGUAAGUGGGUGUAUUUUAUAGUUUGAUCAGUCGAAGUUUUAGAUUACUUCUUUAAUUCCCAUUGUGGGGUGGGCAUGAGUUGAAUAUUAUAGAAUUUAGCAUCCACAACUGAUCAUAUUAUCUGUGGAAUGAAUGUGAACAUUUUUCAUGUCAUAAAGGGAGGUUGAUCAGUUUAUCAAAACUCUUUGGUCUUACUGUUAUACAGUAUAAGCAUGAGAAGGUCUUGAGAAGCUGUUUCUGGCUUAGUCCUGUAUAGAAUACACAGGACAUACUUCAGUAUUAAUGAUACAUAAGCAAUAGUUAUUGCCUUACGGUAUUAGCGAUAAGCUUGUAUAGAUUUGUUUUACUUUCUGUAUUGCAUCCUUCUGAAGCAUUAAAACCUACCUAAGUAGGUUGUCUGCAAUGUUCUGCUUUAGUGAGUAUUAGUUCUAUACACACAGGGAAUUACUAACCCAUAUGAUUUUUCAGGACAAGUCAGCAGGCAUUACAUCUCAUAUAAAAACUAAAGAAAAUGAACUUUUGUAAUAAUAAUAUUAGAUUUAUAUACCGCUAUUCAGUACGACUUAACACCCACUUAGAGCGGUUUACAAAGUAUGUUAUUAUUAUGUAUGUUGUAGUAGGGGAAGGAUUGGGAAAUGUAAGAAAACUGACAUCCUGGAAAGGGCUCAUUGGAAUUUAUAUUGCUUAAUUUUCUCUACCCCCUUUUUCCAGCUGAUGGAUGACAUUUCCUUUACUGUAAAGUUUGUUGUUGUGUUGCUUCAAUGGACCAUUUUUAACAUGAAAGACUGUUAUUUUAAUAAUGUUUCUUCUAUGUAUUUUUGUAUCAGUUUUGAAAGUAUGAUAAUUUUUUCUUAGACUGAACUGCCAUCUGCACUGAUUACUUUUUUUACAAGAGUAAAUAAAUAGUUAAGGCAUGUUAAAGAAUAAAGAAAACUUUGAAAACUAUUUUUUUCAGGGAUGCAAGAUCCCAAUCCAGAAACUCUGCCAACCUCUGAGAGCUUGGAACAUGGAAGAGAGUAUGCUGUGUGUCUUCUCUCUCGGUACUUCAGUAGACCUUACUCCCAUUCUCUUUUGCUGACUACAGGAGAGAAUGGUAGGCAAGGAGGCCGUUGGAGCACCAAGAUAGGAGGUGCAGCUGUACAUUCCUGAUGACCUCCCACAACCAAAAGUGACUGGCAGUUUUUAGGUUGUGGUGUGCCAACCUUUUAACUUUUAUACCAUUGCCUGGUUUCUAAGGAGUCGACCUAGUUUUUGUAAAGAUGACCACGUUUUAUUUAUUUCAAAAAUGUCUUACCUAUUUGGAGCUUGGAAUUGCCUCCUAUCACAGAAUGAAAAUUACCUGUAUUUGCAGUACAGAGAAUGGCGUGCUAUUGAUAGCUUCAUCUAAUUCUGUCUUCUAAAGUGUGCAUGAAUUUGUGAGAUGAGCUUUACACAGAAGUUUGUGUUUAUUGCUGUAGUUUUUAACACUUUGUUAUCAGUGCUUUUAAGUUUUCAAUAAAGAAUAUUAAAAAUAA
Eublepharis macularius is the source of this 3824-nucleotide messenger RNA. RefSeq names its product TNF receptor associated factor 5 (gene TRAF5). NCBI's taxonomy places the organism in Eukaryota, Metazoa, Chordata, Lepidosauria, Squamata, Eublepharidae. Gene Ontology annotation, biological process: positive regulation of canonical NF-kappaB signal transduction; tumor necrosis factor-mediated signaling pathway; positive regulation of JNK cascade. Bases 171 to 1847 code for a protein of 558 amino acids. The record is from RefSeq and is a predicted model, not a curated record. Gene Ontology annotation, molecular function: tumor necrosis factor receptor binding; zinc ion binding; thioesterase binding. The transcript has 11 exons. Gene Ontology annotation, cellular component: plasma membrane signaling receptor complex.